AAAAACAGUUCUAUCGAAGAUAAAAUCGAGAAGAGAAAUAAAAACACAAUCCCGUAGCAGAAUUGCGUCGGAAACGGAAAGUGGGAACAAGAAACUUCACUCUCUCCUCUUCUUCAACCCCACCUGGAAGAUUUGUACCCCAAAACUGGUGUUUUGAAUCACUGAUCAAUAUGCAAGGAAACUGUUUGUUGAAAGUCCUCAAUGAGUAGGUACCCUUUUGUUUGUUUCAGAUUCCAUUUACUUGAUGGGUUUUGUUGUGGCUUUGAGUUUAUUAACACCGCUGCGAAACGAGGCGGAAAAUUUUAACGGUUUGCCGUCUUAUCGGUCACGCAAUUCGUCGUUGCCUCAUCUCUCAAUCAGGAAGGUAUCAUGGGUUGUGAGGACAGAGUCGAAUGUUCGGAGGAAAGUCCGAAAGAAGCCGGAUCCACCUUGUGUGGUAUGUGAGGGGAGUGGAAGAGUGGAUUGCCAUUGUUGUCAGGGAAGAGGAAGGACGAAUCAGGUUGAUAUGGAAAUGCUUCCGAAAGGUGAAUGGCCUAGUUGGUGUAAAACGUGUGGCGGAAGUGGGCUUACGUAUUGCUCGCGGUGCCUUGGAAGUGGAGAAUAUAGGGGUGUUAUGGGGUUCCAUUUCAUGAAGAAGGAUAAUGAAUCCCAAUAGCACUAGUCUUAGGUUUUUCUUCUUCUUGGGUGAUGAAUCGAUGAUAUGAUAUUAGGUUUGAGGUCAUAGAGAAUGUCCUGGUACAGAAGAUUUACUUGUAAUUGCAGAAUAUUUAUUCUCAAUCACAUUAUGGAAGAAUGGCUUUAAUUGAUUGUCUGAA
This is a messenger RNA of Lathyrus oleraceus (garden pea), 815 nucleotides long. RefSeq lists its product as uncharacterized. The transcript has 2 exons. The record is from RefSeq and is a predicted model, not a curated record. NCBI's taxonomy places the organism in Eukaryota, Viridiplantae, Streptophyta, Magnoliopsida, Fabales, Fabaceae. Bases 245 to 655 code for a protein of 136 amino acids.